CCUCCCUUUUGCCCACUGAUUAGAAAGGGUUCACGUCACUCCGGUAAACGAAACAAAAAAAAAAAGCGGAAGCGGCAGGAAGUUCAGCGAUGCAACAUGGAGAAGGGGAAAGAAGACAGAGGCAAUCUGGCUGGUGUUCAGCACAUUGUUCUGGUGCUCUCGGGAAAAGGAGGAGUGGGAAAGAGUACCAUUUCAACUGAGUUGGCUUUGGCUCUGCAUCAUGCUGGGAAAAAGGUUGGGAUCCUGGAUGUAGACCUCUGUGGCCCCAGCACCCCUUACAUGCUCAAUGCCCAAGACCACGAAGUUCACCAGUGCGACAGCGGCUGGGUGCCCGUCUAUGUUGGCCAAGACAAGAACAUUGCCCUCAUGUCCAUUGGCUUCCUUCUGGAGAAGUCAGAUGAUGCUGUGGUCUGGAGAGGACCAAAGAAAAAUGCUUUGAUCAAGCAGUUUGUCUCUGAUGUCGCCUGGGGAGAGCUUGACUUCUUGAUUGUAGAUACACCUCCCGGAACCUCUGAUGAGCACAUGGCCAUUGUAGAAGCUCUUCGGCCUUAUAAUCCUUUGGGAGCAGUUCUGGUCACUACACCACAGGCAGUUUCUGUGGGAGAUGUGAGGCGAGAACUGACAUUCUGCAAGAAGACUGGAUUGCGAGUCCUUGGAAUUGUGGAGAACAUGAGCAGCUUUGUCUGCCCACAUUGUUCGGAAUGCACAAAUCUCUUUUCCAAAGGCGGCGGACAAGAGCUGGCUGAACAUGCUGGAGUGCCAUUCCUUGGUUGCGUGCCCUUAGACCCUCAGCUCAGCCAGAUUGUGGAAGGAGGCGGGCAUCUCUUCCAAGAAUUUCCUAAGAGUUUGGCCUUCCCUGCGCUGGCCAGUAUCGCCCAUCAGAUUUUGACUGGGGCAUCUCAGUACAGUCAAUAAAGUGCGAGACAGAACAGGAAUCCACUCCUACAAUGCCUGCUUCUGACACGAAGGGGAAAGGACUCAACAACAGAAUCUGCAGUGAAUUUUGAAGAGAUUUGACUUGAUGGAAGCCGUUUCUCAGCAGCUCCAUCUCUCUUCCGGAUGAGUGACCAUAAUGUUUGCACUGUCUAUCUUUUAGAUCUAAGCACCCAAUAGGUUUGUUAUCCUUAGAUGCACUUAAAGCUUUGACAGGUCAGAGUGGAAACCUCUGUUUGAUAUAUUGCAAGAAAUUAAAUUUAGGCCUAAAAUAUUGCCUUUAUGAUUAAUCAGAAGCUAUCAGUGUAGUGAAUGGUUUAGACCAAGCAUGGGCAAACUUGGGCCCUCCAUGUGUUUUGAUUUCAACUCCCACAAUUCCUAACAGCCUCGGGCACCUUCCUUUUCCCCCUCAGCCAUUUAAGGAGAGAGCCUGAAGCUGUUAGGAAUUAUGGGAGUUGAAGUCCAUAACACUUGGAGGGCCCAAGUUCGCCCAUACCUGGUUUAGACUCAAAACCUCUUAAACUCUCGCAAGGCACCAAACAGGGUUUCCAACUUUCUUUGUUAUUUCAGAGACCCCUUGGCUAACACGAUUAGCUCAAACCCAAAAUGCCUGAUAUCUAAAUCAAUGGCCACAGUCAUAAUGUUCCCAUAUGUGCAAAUGAUAUUUUGUUUUUUAUUAAAAUUCUAAUUUUCCAACACUGA
Molecule: messenger RNA, 1635 nt
Organism: Anolis sagrei ordinatus
Lineage: Eukaryota; Metazoa; Chordata; Lepidosauria; Squamata; Anolidae
Gene: NUBP2
Product: NUBP iron-sulfur cluster assembly factor 2, cytosolic
Biological process (GO): iron-sulfur cluster assembly
Cellular component (GO): cytosol
Molecular function (GO): 4 iron, 4 sulfur cluster binding; ATP-dependent FeS chaperone activity; ATP binding
Source: RefSeq, a predicted model, not a curated record